Molecule: messenger RNA, 1237 nt
Organism: Perca flavescens (yellow perch)
Lineage: Eukaryota; Metazoa; Chordata; Actinopteri; Perciformes; Percidae
Gene: hdhd2
Product: haloacid dehalogenase-like hydrolase domain containing 2
Exons: 9
Coding region: 108-887 (259 amino acids)
Biological process (GO): dephosphorylation
Cellular component (GO): cytoplasm
Molecular function (GO): phosphatase activity
Source: RefSeq, a predicted model, not a curated record
CUGAGCUCCUGGAGACUAAAACCUACCUUUACACCAGCGAAGAAGAAAACGUCAACAGGAAGCAAGAGAAAGAUCUGCUGCUGCUGCUGCUGCUAAAGGUCUCCAGCAUGGCGGGCAGACGGACUCUGAAGGCCGUGCUCAUCGACCUGAGUGGAACUUUGCACAUAGAAGACACAGCAGUGCCCGGGGCGCAGGACGCCCUCAACAGGUUACGGCAGGCGUCUGUAGCUGUGAAGUUUGUGACCAACACAACUAAGGAGAGUAAGAGGAUCUUACUGGAACGACUGCAACGUCUCAACUUUGACCUCCAGGAAAAAGAGAUCUUCACUUCACUGAGUGCAGCGAGGAGUUUGUUAGAGCAGAAACAGCACAGACCGCUGCUGUUGGUGGAGGACAGCGCGCUGGAAGAUUUCACUGGUAUUGACACGUCAGAGCCAAACGCUGUUGUCAUCGGACUCGCUCCUAAUCACUUCAACUACCCAACGCUCAACAAGGCUUUCAGAAUGAUUCUGGAUGGGGCUCCUCUCAUCGCCAUCCAUAAGGCCCGGUACUACAAACGUAAGGAUGGUUUGGCCCUCGGCCCCGGCCCCUUUGUAACGGGACUUGAGUACGCCACAGACUGCAAAGCUACUGUGGUGGGAAAGCCAGAACAGACUUUUUUCACACAGGCUCUGUCUGAUUUAGGAUGUAGCCCCAGUGAAGCUGUCAUGAUAGGUGAUGAUGCCAGAGAUGAUGUGGGCGGGGCUCAGAACGCAGGAAUGAUGGGAAUUCUGGUCAGAACCGGUAAAUACAGAGAAGGAGAUGAGAAUAAAAUCAACCCUCCUCCCCACCUGACAUGUGACAGUUUCCCAAAAGCUGUUGAACACAUCCUGAAGAACCUGCUAUAAGAUAGAAGGAACAACAGAAGUCUACAGUUUCAUUUUCUCAUAGAAUCGGCAGUUAUCAAUGUUAUAGCCUAUUGGUGUGUUAACAAUGGAAGGAAGGAAGUUAUUGAAUUAUUCCCCUCAUCCUAGACAUCCUAAAAUGAUCCCCUCAGCACGAUAAAGGAAAAAUAACCAUCCUGUAAUCUUCCAAAAUCGAAAAGAUACAUUUACAUAAAAAGUCCAUAAUGUCCGUUAUGUCUCAGGUCCAUUAUGUUAUGUGAAAGGAAAAAGCAUGCAUUUCAAAAGUUCCCACCAUCUGUUGUCACAUGUAUGAAUAUAAGUUUGAAUAAAUAAAUAUAUAUAAAUAUAAUUGA